Chenopodium quinoa (quinoa) is the source of this 1212-nucleotide messenger RNA. Its product is annotated as ataxin-3 homolog. Gene Ontology annotation, molecular function: cysteine-type deubiquitinase activity. Bases 1 to 807 code for a protein of 268 amino acids. Gene Ontology annotation, biological process: protein deubiquitination. The transcript is spliced from 2 exons. The record is from RefSeq and is a predicted model, not a curated record. NCBI's taxonomy places the organism in Eukaryota, Viridiplantae, Streptophyta, Magnoliopsida, Caryophyllales, Amaranthaceae. Gene Ontology annotation, cellular component: nucleus.
AUGGAAGGUCCGAGCAAUGGAGGAAUGCUGUAUCACGAAGUCCAAGAAGGAAAGCUGUGCGCUGUGCAUUGCGUGAAUACAGUAUUACAAGGACCUUUCUUCUCUGAGUUCGAUUUGGCCGCUCUUGCAUCCGAUCUUGAUCAGACCGAAAGGCAGAUGAUGACGCAAAAUACCGUCGGUGCUGGUGAUUUCGGUUCUGCUGAGUCCCACAACGUCUCGUUGGGUGGCGAUUUUAGCAUCCAGGUCUUGCAGAAAGCCUUGGAAGUGUGGGAUUUGCAGGUCAUUCCUUUAGAUUCACCAGUAGCAGAACCAGCUCAAAUUGACCCUGAAGAGGAAAAUGCUUUCAUAUGUCAUUUGCAGGAUCACUGGUUUACCAUAAGAAAGGUGAAUGGAGAGUGGUAUAAUUUUGAUAGCCUUUAUGCAGCUCCAGAGCAGCUUUCCAAAUUCUACCUCUCUGCAUAUCUUGACUCGCUAAAAGGAGCUGGGUGGAGUAUUUUUCUUGUGAGAGGAAACUUCCCAAAGGAGUGUCCUCUUUCAUCCGAAGCUUCAAAUGGUUUUGGUCAGUGGCUGACUCCUGAAGAUUGUGUGAGGAUACUAAAAGCCUGCAACUCAAAGGGUGAAUCAUCACGUGCAGUUGAUCCAGUUAGGAGACAGACUUCUGAUCAAUUCCCAUCACUUUCUGAGGCAGAACUUCUUGCCAUGGAGGAUGAAGAUCUAAAAGCUGCUAUAGCUGCCAGCUUAAUGGAUUCUACCCCUGCCAUAACCAUUUCAGAAGCUAGUGUCCCUUCUACUGAGAAAUCGAAUUGAGUGCAUGCUACAUAUCAAAAUACCCCCUGUCCCAGAAGUUUCCAUUGGGUGCCUGAGCUCUCCCAUGCAUAAAGCGUUUGUGCAUCUAGUUUAUGCAUCUGUUGGUUCCUCCAUAUCUUACUGAAUGAUAGACGUUGCAUAAGCUUUUGUGCCGGUGACUAACCUUUAAACAUUUCCAUUGAGAGGUAAAUUAAAAAAAAAAAAAAAAAAAAUUCCUCCUUUCCCAGGCUGGUGUAAUAUCAAUUAAUUGUGAUAUAUUUGUUUUGCUUGCAACUUUCUUUUUGAAUUGAAACCACAGCAUGUAAUUGGUAGCGUUUCUGAUUAACUUCAUUUGUUGGUGCAUUUGAAGUUAACAAUCUUAGCAUUUUAAUUUAUUUAUUUAUAUUUAUUUUGUAUUUAUAAUUA